CAUGUUUUUACAAAUACUAUGUCAAUCUCCCAUCAAUAUGCCCACAACGAAUUUUUACGCAGUUUUACUACAUUUUCCUGUAUAAUUUUAUCCAUAAUUUCCUUCGUACAUUGUAGGUACCAACUUUACCCAGAGAAAAAUUACCCAAACAGUAGCAAUAACGAGAGCAUAUACUCCCUGCAGCCGACGACGAUGGAGCAGAUUAACGAUUUCGGUGACUUGGGGAUCACUAUUCACAAAUGCUGCGAGCCGGACGUAAUUUUAGACUAUCAAUUGAGCUGUAGAAAUCACAAAGCCAUCGAUUUCGAGCCGAAGCCGUUUUUGGAAAAAAUGGAACACUAUUUCGUGUUGGAGCAACUCGCCUUUUCCAAAAUAUACCUAUCCAGAAUCACGAUAAAUUUCAAUUAUUUGCAGAACAUUUGGAAUCCAACGGACGGCUUUGUGUAUCAUUGGGACUCAUCGAAACCCAGAUCAGAUGCUAAAUAUGCUUUCUCCGCCGAUGACGGAUCAUUGCUCCAAAUGGAUCAAAAACACAGCAAAAUCAUCAACAAAUUCCCGACCAACACCUAUUGCGUCGAUUACGACGGCAUUUUCCACGAUACAAUUAUGGUGUACGUGAACCCCUGCAGGGAGCGAGUGUGCAUAAGGAAAUGCUGCCCGGAGGAUCACUACUACAGCAUCACCUACAACACCUGCCAUUUGUCCUACACUUUGGAGCCGAUGAGAGUUAAUUUCUAUUUUCUCACGACGCCGUCCCUUAGGGACGUUUCCUACCACACGAAUUUCGGAUAUCCGAAUUGCUGGAACGAAGGGGACUGCACCAGGAUCAACAACAGCUCCACCUCCUCGGUCUACAUCCAAGAGGACGGGAAUUUAUUAGUCGAUAAAUCGAUCAAAUACCUUUAUUACAACACGAAUUAUUAUUGUCUGGAUAUAUUCUCGGACGAUAAAAAUAUUUCGUACUUGAAUGGAUUUUACGAUGAAAAAUCGGCAGCGGCCAUUUUGAUCGGUAAGAUAGAUUUGUAUGCGAAUAUGAUCGAGCCCAGUACACAGUCCACACAAGUUUCCAUGGAGUUCGGAGCUACAGAGCAGCUUUUAGAGCUGAAUAAUCGUCAAAUUCGAAUUAUUAGUAGUGUUGUAAACGUCUUUUUAUCGCUCACCUUUGCACUAGUUCUCUUCUAAACGAGGAAAUAUAUAAUUUUGG
Phyllotreta striolata is the source of this 1204-nucleotide messenger RNA. The record is from the annotation of a GenBank genome assembly. Lineage: Eukaryota; Metazoa; Arthropoda; Insecta; Coleoptera; Chrysomelidae.